ACAUUACAUAAACAACAGCAGCCAUCGGAGCAGGAGUAUACUACUGGACUGAAACGGAUGAUGGGGUCUCGCGCUCGCAUCGUCUCCCUCCUCCUCCUCGCCUUCCUCUUCGCGCGCGCCGCCGAGCCGAUCGCGGCCGCCGCCGCGCCCGCCGGCAGCAGGCACCUUACGCAGGACGAGCGGUGGAUGAACCAGCGCCUCGACCACUUCUCCCCCACUGACCACCGGCAAUUCAAGCAGCGCUACUUCGAGUUCCUCGACUACCACCGCGCCCCCAGCGGCCCGGUCUUCCUGCGCAUCUGCGGCGAGUCCGCCUGCGACGGCAUCCCCAACGACUACCUGGCCGUGCUCGCCAAGAAGUUCGGCGCCGCGGUGGUGACGCCGGAACACCGGUACUACGGGAAGAGCUCUCCCUUCAAGCAGCUCACCACCGAGAACCUGAGGUUCCUGUCGUCGAAGCAGGCCCUGUUCGACUUGGCCGUCUUCCGGCAGUACUAUCAGGAAUCUUUGAAUGCCCGGUACAAUCGAUCAUCAGGGUUCGACAAUCCCUGGUUCGUCAUCGGGAUCUCCUAUGCUGGCGCUCUCAGCGCCUGGUUCAGGCUCAAGUUCCCCCAUUUGACAUGUGGGAGCCUCGCGAGCUCAGGGGUGGUUCUUGCAGUGUACAACUACACCGAUUUUGACAAGCAGGUUGGAGAGUCAGCUGGCCCUCAGUGCAAAGCUAUCCUUCAGGAAAUAACUGAACUUGUUGAUGAACAGCUCCGGUUGGACAGUCACUCGGUGAAGACUCUGUUUGGAGCACAGACGUUGAAAAAUGAUGGUGACUUCCUCUUCUUCCUGGCAGAUGCCGCAGCUAUAACAUUCCAAUAUGGGAAUCCAGAUGCCUUGUGCCCUCAGCUAAUAAAGGCAAAGAAGAACAGGAAAAACUUGGUGGAAGCAUAUGCGCAGUUUGUGAAAGGUUUUUACAUUAAAGAAAUGGAGACACCACCAUCUUCGUAUGAUCGAGAAUAUUUGAAGGAAACAACUCCAGAGGAUUCUAGUACUAGACUCUGGUGGUUCCAAGUUUGCAGUGAGGUCGCCUACUUUCAAGUGGCGCCCAAAAAUGAUAGCGUUCGUUCUGCAAGGGUCAAUACGAAGUACCAUUUGGACCUAUGCAGAUAUGUUUUUGGGGAAGGCGUUUAUCCGGAUGUGUUCAUGACGAACUUGUAUUAUGGAGGCACAGGAAUUGCUGCUUCUAAAAUUGUGUUUACAAAUGGCUCCCAAGAUCCGUGGCGUCAUGCCUCCAAGCAGAAAUCAUCGAAAGACAUGCCAUCGUACCUAAUGAAAUGCAGAAAUUGCGGACAUGGAACUGAUUUGAGGGGAUGUCCGCAAUGGCCUUUCAGGACUGAAGGGGACUCUUCAAACUGCUCAUCUCCAGUAGCAGUCAGUACAGUAAGGCAGAGGAUCGCCAAGCACAUUGACCUGUGGCUGAAGCAAUGCAAUAAGCCAUCAGUAGGGGCCUUGUAACCGUGGGUUAGUGGUUGUUCCACUGGGAAAGAUUGGAAAGAUUUGGAUGUCCUGGAGUAAGAUUGUGUUGGGAAAUACUCCGUACAUAACUACCUCGGACUACGGCUAUGUGCAUUUUCGAAAGCAGGUGUUUCCUAGGUGGUGGAAUAAAACAAUAACACAGCUUGGCAGCUUCGAUAUCAUGCAUAUGGCCGAUUUUGGAAUGCAGAUGACAGGACACAUAGGAUCUACUAGUUCGUAGUUCGGACAAGUUGUGAGUAAGGAUGAAAACAAAAACGAAAAUCCCCGACCGAAUUGCUUCGUUUUC
Molecule: messenger RNA, 1810 nt
Organism: Sorghum bicolor (sorghum)
Lineage: Eukaryota; Viridiplantae; Streptophyta; Magnoliopsida; Poales; Poaceae
Product: probable serine protease EDA2
Exons: 14
Coding region: 58-1503 (481 amino acids)
Biological process (GO): proteolysis
Cellular component (GO): vacuole
Molecular function (GO): serine-type exopeptidase activity; dipeptidyl-peptidase activity
Source: RefSeq, a predicted model, not a curated record